Protopolystoma xenopodis is the source of this 207-nucleotide messenger RNA. The record is from the annotation of a GenBank genome assembly. NCBI's taxonomy places the organism in Eukaryota, Metazoa, Platyhelminthes, Monogenea, Polystomatidea, Polystomatidae.
AUGCUCUCUACCACGUUGCAUGAGGAGGUGAUUGAGGGCGUGAAACUUCUCGUUCGCCAGAGGAUUGGCUCUAUUGCAAAACUAGCAGGUGCCUGCAUUGUUCCUGGCCUGCCUAAAACAAAGUCGGGAAAAAUCGCAAGGGCCAGCCUAACUAAUAUGGCCUCAGGAUCCUCAAUAUUAGUAAGACUUUAUAAAGAAAAUACUUGA